Molecule: messenger RNA, 2266 nt
Organism: Formica exsecta
Lineage: Eukaryota; Metazoa; Arthropoda; Insecta; Hymenoptera; Formicidae
Product: jerky protein homolog-like
Exons: 2
Coding region: 461-1990 (509 amino acids)
Molecular function (GO): nucleic acid binding
Source: RefSeq, a predicted model, not a curated record
ACUAUUUAUAAACAAUAAACAUUGGAAAUAAGAAAAUACUAUCGUUAGCGAUUAGACACACGUUUGUUAAAUAAUAUUUUUAUCCUCGGUCGUUCGCAAGGUUAUUCUCAUGAGCAACUAACCGUAACAACUUUCAGUUGUCAUUGUCAAUAUUUCGAUAAUUUCAUGUCACGCGGCAAAAGUUUUCGGAAUCUCUCUAAAGUCAGUAAUACGCAGUAAAGCAGAAUCUUGUGUAAAAAUUUUUAAUAAUCUUUAUAAUGUCAACUAAGCGCGUAUAGUGCAAAAAGAUAUUAUCUGCCUUUCGUAUCAAUAACAUUUUGAAGCUCAGUAAAAAUUAAGGAAAAAUAUUUCAGUAAUCUACAAAUUGCUACUGAUUAUAAAAUUUGUAAUAUAUAAUUUAUUAUAUAUAAAUGUUAAACGGAAGCCAAAUAGAAUAAAUCAAUUAGCGAAACAAAAAACAAUGCAAGCAGAAAAGGAAUACGGUAAUUUAAACUACUCUUUGGAUGAAAAACUAUAUAAAUGGUGGCUAGAGCAAAAUCAAUUGGGAUGCACAACUUUCGAUGCGGAUCUUAAAGCAAAAAUGGUAGAAUUGGUGAAUAAGUUUGGUGAAUCAUCGAGAACUAACAUAGAACAUUGGCUGCGAAAUUUUAAGGAGCAACACGAAAUUUUGCAAAACAUGCCUGAGAGUUCGCAAAAUUUCGUGCAACGGAAUAAGAGAGAAUUAAAUAAAGCGGAAGCUAAAGAAUUUGUUCAAGAUUUCACUCGGCGAUUGGAACAGGAAAAUAUCAUUAGAGAUAAUAUUUAUGCUUUGAUCGAUAUGACCAUAACGUGUAAACAUCCUUCUGCCACUAAAAGAGAAAAUUUGAAAAAUGACAGUCUAACUUUUAUGCUUUGUACAAAUGCUACAGGUAAUCACAAACUUCCACCCUUUUGUAUUUAUAAAUAUACACACCAAAAAACCCCAAAAAUUUUAAAAAAUACGUCGCCUUUAGUUUAUAAGUUACAAGAAAAUGAUUUUCAGAAUCAAGAAAUUAUCAUAGAUUGGUACUGUAAUUACUUUAUAAGAUCUGUAAAAGAACAUCAAUGGAAAACAAAUAUAAGCGGUAAAGUAUUUUUACUACUAAAAAAUAUUCAUAAGUUUUAUGCCCUAAAAGACAUCGUAAAAGUUAACAAUUUCGAAAUUAGGCUUUACCCAGUAAACUCAUUCGGAAAGCUUCAACCAAUAGAUCCUAAUAUUCGCGACGAAAUCAGGAAAUUUUCUUAUAAGGGGUUGAAAAAAUUUUAUAAAUCUUUAGACAUAGAAGAUUGUAUUAAAAUAUCUUGCGAGCCGUGGAUCAAUCUUAUGCCUAUGGAUAUUGAAAAGUUCUGGAAAAAUCUUUUGGAACCAGAUUUUCAUACAAAAGAAGAUAAUGUAACAGAAGAAAACACCGCUGUCGAGUUUAUAUCAAAACCACUAGAUCUUUCCAUAAAAGAACAAGACAAAAAUCUUUUGAAACCAGAUUUUCAUACAAAAGAAGAUAAUGUAACAGAAGAAGACACCGCUGUCGAGUUUAUAUCAAAACUACUAGAUCUUUCCAUAAAAGAACAAGACAAAAAUCUUUUGGAACCAGAUUUUUAUACAAAAGAAGAUAAUGUAACAGAAGAAGACACCGCUGUCGAGUUAAUAUCAAAACCACUAGAUUUUUCCAUAAAAUAUAAACGUCUAAAACAACAGGAAAAUACCGUAAGUACUGAAACUGUAUGCAUAGAAAAUGCUGAAUGCAUUGAAGAAAACAUAGAAAAAAAAGAUAAUUUGGCAACAGACUCGCACAAAUUACAGAAGUUAAUAAUAAAAAAUGACGACAUCCACUCAGAUAAGAUAUCAGAAGUGCUUGCUUCUUACGCAAAAGCUGAAGCAGAAGGACAUCAAGAACAAGAAGGAGAUAUUGAAAGUAUUGCAGAAAAUACAUGCAAGAGAAAAUUUUCCGGCGAUUUAUACGAUGAUGUAUGAUAUAAUGGUAUAAUGUGUUUCUCCAGAUAAUCUAACAGAAUAUCUGAACUUUUACGGAAAAGCCGUAGAAAAAGAAUAAUGUAAUAGCAUAUUUCAAUUUUUAUGUAAAAAUCGAAGGAGAAAGACAUCAAAAAACGAAUCGGAAAACAUUGGGUAUGCAGAGAAGACUGAAAAUGCUGAGAAAGAUAGAAUAUCGAGCUCACCAGAUUUAGGUGAUAAAGAGAUUAGAAACCUUUAGAAUUAUAUUCGCAUAAAAGACUUGAGACAAGAUUCUAA